AUGUCAUCGCUUCAAUCUCUUACUGCUCUUACAACUAUUUUCUUCGUUGUCCUUGCUGCUCCAGGUGGCAAUGGGAACGGUUAUCAACAAUACCAGCAAGGUGGAUAUGAGUCAGUCGAAAUGCAACAAGGGGGAAUGCAAAGAGAUCAAGGACUCUAUAGAGGACAGGGACAACUCGGUGGAAGCCAGGGAGGCUUUGGAGGACAAGGUGGACAGGGAGGCUUCGGAGGGCAAGGAGGAUUCGGAGGACAAGAUUUACAAGGAGGGGCCGUAUAUGAUUUCCUUCAAGGACUUCCAAUGCCUCCUUUCCUCCAGAAUGUCACUGAACAGGCCCGUAGACAAUACAUGGCUAUUGUCACUAACUCUUCGUUGACCAUCUCUGAAAUUGGAGAGCAAACAUCCGCGUGGGCACAGACCAACAAUGUUUCGGAACAAUACGAAGCUUUCACCGCCAAUGUAACUGCUAAGCUUGAAGAAAUGAAACAUAACCUAACCAGUGUCCUCACGAAUCUCUCUUCAGUUCUCAACUCGUUGGAGUCUAUCCUUGAGAACGAAGAUCAGACCCUUUCAGCUCAAAAGCAAGCUGUAGAUGAAUUGAGACAAGAAUCUCCAGCUGAAGUUGCUGCAUUGUUCUUCAUUGCUCAGGAAGUUGCGAUGAAAUCGCAAGAAGGUCAACGUGGACAUCAUGGAUCGCGUGGAGGAAGUUCCACUGGAAGACCAAACUUCUCUGGAUUCUCCACCACUACCGCUUCUGGAUAA
Caenorhabditis briggsae is the source of this 759-nucleotide messenger RNA. Bases 1 to 759 code for a protein of 252 amino acids. The transcript is spliced from 3 exons. NCBI's taxonomy places the organism in Eukaryota, Metazoa, Nematoda, Chromadorea, Rhabditida, Rhabditidae. The record is from RefSeq and is a predicted model, not a curated record.